This is a messenger RNA of Racocetra fulgida, 494 nucleotides long. NCBI's taxonomy places the organism in Eukaryota, Fungi, Glomeromycota, Glomeromycetes, Diversisporales, Gigasporaceae. The record is from the annotation of a GenBank genome assembly.
CAUAUAAAAAGUUCAAGAUUGGAGAUAGAAUUGAAAUAUCCCCAGAUUCAAUGAAAAUUUCUAAACAAAUCGCAAAGCAUAUCAAAGACAAUGGUGGUGCAUCACUUAUCAUUGAUUAUGGACAAGAUUUCAUUCAAGGAAAUACUUUGAGGGCAAUAAAACAACAUGAAUUUGUUCAUCCAUUGAGCGACCCAGGACAAACAGAUUUAAGUGCUGAUGUGAAUUUUUGUUAUCUAAAAGAAUCUGUGACAGAUUUAGUUGACACGUAUGGUCCCAUAACCCAAUCGAAAUUUCUUCAAUCACUUGGUAUAAAAGCUAGACUACUAAUGUUGUUAAAAAAUGCAUUGCCUGCACAACGUAAAGAUUUAAUAUCUUCAACCGAAAGACUUGUUCAUCCCUCGGCAAUGGGUGAACUUUAUAAAGUAUUGGCUUUUGUGCCAAAAGGAUCUUUAGAGGCACCCAUGGCUUUUGAAAAAUCGAAAAAUAAAUUUUAA